Molecule: messenger RNA, 3132 nt
Organism: Heteronotia binoei (common prickly gecko)
Lineage: Eukaryota; Metazoa; Chordata; Lepidosauria; Squamata; Gekkonidae
Gene: R3HCC1L
Product: R3H domain and coiled-coil containing 1 like
Exons: 8
Coding region: 328-2643 (771 amino acids)
Molecular function (GO): nucleic acid binding
Source: RefSeq, a predicted model, not a curated record
CCCACUCCCCCGCUUUACUGUGAAGGGUCUGGAUUUGGCUUCUUGUUUCUCUUCCUUUCUCUGUUUCUUUAGACCUGACUACUCUGAUGUGUCUCCCUGGAAUGUUCACUCUAACCCUCCCUCCCCCUCCGUGUCUGGUCGUUGCUUCCCACCAACCGUUCUGUGCCCGCCUCUGGCUAGGUGGUCAGGUACUUCAUAUGCCAGCAACAAAGCUAUUUAAAUCUUCUGGGGAGAAGCUGGCUGACUGGGACCAAGAGAGGGAGUGAUCAUCGCAGCCUUGAAACAGGCUGUGGUUCAUCCAGUACUAAAGAAACCUACCGUGGACCCAUGAGAUGUCAAGAAUUAACAACCAGUCUUGAACAAGGUGUUGAAACCACUAUGCAACCAGGUGCAGAGAGGGCCCGGAUACGGCCCAAGAAACCAGACAUGGCCCUGUAUGUUCCCAGAGCACGGCGCGAAAUUGCAGCAUCAAAAACCAGCACCUUAUUGGCAACCAAGAGAGAGGUGAAUCAUUGUCCAUCAGGGAAGGAGGUCAUUAAAGAACAUGAAGCAAGGCCAUCCAGAGACUGUAGAGAUGCAUUCCACCAGAUCAGCUCAAAUUCAAACAUGCAGUACAAGGAGAGGCCACAGUCCCUACGUAAGCCCAAACCAUACUUGUUCUUACCUUCUCCUGGAUUCCUAAGCCAGACACCAGCAUUACUGCCAAACACUGAAGUAGAGGAACCUCUUGAAUGCGGCACUGUGCUCUCCACCAGCUUACUGGAGAGGAUGGCCAGUCUUCAAAUCCUACCAGGUGUCACUAGUGCCGACUGCACUGGGGAACAAAAGCAUAUAUUUCCAUCUGCAGGGCAAGGGACUUGCAGCAUUGAGAUGAGCCAACAGACAGGAGCAUUCCUCCCAGACCAGGUAGGGCUGAGUGAGGAGAAUGUGCUUCAGUGUGCUAAGGAGAGGCUCUCUGAUCAGACAGAGAUGAGUGAAGAUAGUACACUGGCCAGCAAGGUUAAGCAUCUGAGUAGAUGUGAUUUGAGAUCAUCUAGGGUAAGUGGGGAUGCUAUGUUUGAAAACUCAGGCAGAGAGGCCACAGGUAGCAGAGAGGUACGUAAGGAUUGCUCAUCAAAGUGUUCAGGUGAGAGAAUAUCAGAUGAAGCAGACAGCAAUAAUUGCAUUUUGAGGCACAUUAGCAAUACACAUAGCACAUGUAAAUACAUAAGCAACUGCAAUCAGACAGAGAUAAAUGACAGUAGCACAUUGGAAUAUACUCCCAAGAGAGUUCCAAAUGAGACAGGCCUGAAGGAAGUUAGUGUGACUGAGGUUGCUGGCAGGAAUGUCCUGGCUCAAGAGGAAGUGAGUAAGUAUAGCACCCUAAAGCAUGAAGAGAGCAAGAAUGGCGCAAACGGACAUGCAAUUGAAUACAUGUCUGAUCAGAACAUUAAUAAUGUAUCUAGCUGUGUGGAUGAGAGCAUGUUGACAAGCAGCAUAGCAGUUAAGGCAGUCAAACAACUCUCAGGUUCCUCAGGGCUAACUGCAGGCUAUAACUGCUUAGAUGGGCACUGUGGGAGGCUGGAUGUUCUGCCCAGUUGCAUGUUCAAGGAGGGUGAACUGGGACAGGAGUGUGGCAAUGAGAAGAGGGAUGACUUCUCUCACCACAUCUGCCAAUGCAAGCCUUAUGAGUCUGAGGCUUCAGUGACAGUAGGAGAUGCCCCAUUUGUUUUAGAAGAUCAAAAUUCAAAUGGCAAGCACAAUCCUGAGGCAAGAUAUUCUGCCAAGGGGGCUACCAGCUGCUUACCAGAAUGUACCUCUAAGGAGAUACAAUUGUCAGUUGUGGGGGAUCCCAAGAGCACACUGGACCAAGCAGAAGCACCCUUGGGUAGGACCUCAAUGGAAGAUCCAGCCCAGAAAGAUAUGGGCAUCAGGUUACAGCAUCUGUCUGGAGACAGGGCAGAAGGAGAAGCUGAACCAAGUGUGCCAUCCAUCUGGGAGGAGCCCGCUGGAACCAGUGUUGGUCCUGCUACACUCAGUGAGGAUGGCAACAUGGCAAAUGAGAGCUGGGAUUCUCUCUUCAAUGAUGAUGGUGAUUGCCUGGACCCACGGUUGCUGGAGGGGCUGUCUGGCCAUGCAUCACCCCCUUCAGGAUUUCAAGAACCACGCUUUGACUACUACAGCUACUCACCAGCUAAUCUGGACCUGAGUGACUCCAAGUUUCCACAUGUCAUUGAGAUCUAUGACUUCCCACCAGAAUUCCGCACAGAGGACUUGCUGCGUGUUUUCUGCAGUUACCAGAAGAAAGGUUUUGACAUUAAAUGGGUUGAUGAUACGCAUGCUCUGGGUGUCUUCUCCAGCCCCUUUGCAGCUCAAGAUGCUCUCAGUACCAAGCACUUGAUGGUGAAAACCCGACCACUAUCACAGGCCACUAGAGCUGCGAAGUCCAAGGCCCAAUCCUAUGCUGAAUUCCUGCAACCAUCCAAAGAACGUCCUGAGACUUCAGCUGCUCUGGCCAGGAGACUGGUGACAGGUGCCCUUGGUGUGCGGAGCAAGCAGAGCAAGACAGAACGUGAAGCUGAACGCCAGCAGUUACAGGCAGCCCGAGAGCGGAAGCGUCUGGAGGCCAAACAGAGGGAAGAUGCUUGGGAAGGCCAUGAGUGAGCUAACACUAUUGUGAGGUGCAGAUCCAUGACCAGAGAUUACACUCAAUGAGGCAGAAUUGGAGCUCCAAAUGAGCUGGGCCCUUACAACGCUGGAGAAUUUCUGUCAUGUCCUGUGGGAUAAGCAGCAAAGUGAAGGUCCUUGCUUACAACCAAAAGGUGUUAUGUGUGGGCUCAAGCAAAGAUCCCUCUAAGUUGUUUCUGAGGCCUGUGGAUAGUGGUGUUGGAGUGCUCCACAGUGUUUCAGCAUGAGUUUCGAUGUGGACAUCAUGCCCAAAGACCUGUGGCUGGCACUGUUCACUGAAGUGGUUAUGCAUUACAAAUACGCAGGUGUUAGAGCCUUCCUGGAUGCUGUGCCUGCCAACAUUAUGGUCAUCAGAUGAAGUUUUCGGAGACUGUGCUGAGCUGUGGCAGUUUUUUAAACAAACCAGCAAUAAUACCUAAGUGUUCACUGUUGAAUUCUGCUAUUAAAGUAUCUUUAUUUUACGUA